CGCGUGCGUCGUCGAUGUGUGUGCAUUUCAAAAGAUUUUGCCAACUGACGGUGUUGCGCCGUAAGCAAUAAAUAGUGCCAAAAGAAAUUCCAUUUAAAAUUAAAAUUAAUUGUUCAAUGUGCGCGUCAACAAAAACUGAGAGGGAAAAUCAAGUGUGAAACUUGUUAGCCAAAUAAGACAAAACAAUGCUCUGGCUUUCAAAACCCAACAACAACAACAACAGCAACAGCAACAAUCUCAAAUGCCACUAUUUAGCAACAAUUCAGCUCUAAAGAGCAACGAUCUGCAGCAACAACAAAAGCCACACUUAAAUGUGAAGCUAACAGCAACAACAACAACUGUAGCUCUGCCCAUCAUCCAUGAGUUCACGCUGGAGCCGGAAGACGACUCUGAUGGCUAUCAGCGUAGCUUUGUCGCCGGCCUUGAGGCGCAGCAGGAGGAGCAACUGCUGAGCAGCUCCAUGGUACAGCAUGUGGCCAGCAACAGUUCGCUCUGCUCGCUGACGUCCAACUGCAGCAGCAGCAGCAACAUCAGCAACAUCAGCAGCAUCAGCAACUGCAGCAACACCUCCACAAUCAGCAAACAGCCGUCGAAUGCCAGCAAACACUUUGAGAACACGUACAAGCUGCUGGGCAAGCAGCUGGAGAGCAAUUGCCAGCGCACGGCGGAUAGGCUGCAGCAGCUGGAUCCGCAGCUGGACAGCCUGGACAGCCUGAGCAGCCUGAGCAGCUGCUGUGCCUCGAUGUCGGCCAUUGUCAAUGGCACCGAGCCGCCGCCCACGCGCCUCGAGCUCGAGCUGGAGGCUGUGGAUCGCAUGCGCGUCAUUGUGCAACAGAUGAAGGCGACGCCGCAAGAGGCAACGGCGAAUGGCUCAGCGCCGCUGCUGGCGCUGCUGCACGACUUUGCGGCCAAGGGACAGCCAAAGCGGGACAGCACAGCUCAGGAAGACAGCACGCCCAGCACUCCGGUGCCCAGUCCCAUUGCGGGCGUCCUGCCCGUCGAGGGGCCCAACUUUGAGCUGCCCGCGCACCUGCUGCAGUCAGCCAACUCCUGGGAGCUCAUGUACUACGCCUCCAAGAACGUCGAUGGCCAGAACUGUCUGAAAGUGGUGCGCAGUCUCUUGACCAACAAAGUUCUAUGUGGUAACCGUGUUAGCCAGAUGACUCGUGCCUACGAUGAUAUAGAGGCCGUGACGCGUCUGUUGGAAGAGAAGGAAAAGGACCUGGAGCUGACGGUGCAAAUUGGCAAGGAGUUGCUCACGCAAAAUAAUGCACUAGAAGCGCGUGUAAGUGAUCUGGAAACAGAUCUCAAAGCCUCCAACGAUGACCGCGCCCAGCUGCUACACGAGUUACACAAGAAGAACGAACUAAUUUCGGUGCUCACCAACGAUGCAGAUGAUGCAACUGAUGCGGAUACGCCUACCAUGUCAAAGUCGAUCACUCUGGACCUGCUGCAGAAGAAAGUGAACUCCUUGCUCGAUGAGAACAAGACGCUGAAGAACGAGGCCACACAGCUGGCGCACCAAACGGACGAGGUGGAGGAGCACGAGCGACGCCUGAUGGCGGACAUCAGUGCCCAGCUGAACGAUGCCAAUUCACAGUUCGACAACCUCAGUCUGGAGCUGGAGCGACAGCGCGAGGAGAAUCGACUACAGCACGAGCAAAUUGUGAGCCUUACAGCGCGCCUGGCCGAGGCGGAGAUGCGACUGCAUCAGCUGACGCAGGACAACGAUGAGCAUCUAUCGCUGCUGCAUGUGACGAAGGAGAAUCAAAAUGCACUCGCCCUCGAGCUGGUGGAGUUCAAGCAGCGCUACGAGGAAGUGCUGGCGCUGCUGCACUCGGCUCAAGAUCAGCUGAAGCAGCAACGCAAGCGGUCGCAGCCACAGGCGCGCAGCUCCUUCCUAGGCGGCCUGGGCACGAACGGAGCCGCUGCCGCUGUGGCCGCGGAGUCAUUGCAGUCGGAGCUGAUGGAGUCCUCGUUGUACUCGGAGAACAGCCUCGACUCGGGCAUAUCGGGCGAUAGCCAGCGCUGCGCGGAUCGCAUCAGUCGCAUGAUGUCGCAGCUGCCGGGUGGCAUGGGCAUGGCAGCCAGCUUCGGCUCCAGCAGCAUCUACGGGCCUCCGCCCUACAAGCGCGUCUUCGACACGGUGCGCUGUGCCACCAAGAGCGGCAACUACAUGGACAGCGGCAAUGUGUCGAUGACCCAGAUGGGCGCCAUGUCCAUGAGCAGUUCGUCCGGUCCGCGCAUGGCCUCCAUGGCGUACCCGGCUGGCUCCUAUUAUCGCGGCAGCAGCAAUUCGCUGGGCCUGAAGACGCUCUCGAGCGAAAGCCUUAACUCGCAGUCGGAUGAUGGCUAUCCGGCGCAGCCUUCUGGCGUGCCUGGUGCUCCAGGUGCCAAGGAGCUGGAGGCGGCACUUAAGCGUCUGACGCCUGCUGAGGUACUGGCUCGGCGUGCGAUGCUCUCCUAUGCGCCCGCCGGCACCUACAACUACGAUGAGCCCCCCACGCAUGGCCGCGUCGGAUCAGGAGCUGGAGCAGGCGGACAGCCGGCUGGACUCACUUUGCCCAUGGGUGUGCGCACGCCGGACAGCAUCAUGUCAACGGGAUCGGGCUCAUCCUCGGGGCUAACGACGCACCAGUGGCGCCUGCCAGAGAAGCUGCAGAUUGUGAAGCCCAUGGAGGGCUCCCAGACGCUGCAUCACUGGUCGCGCCUGGCCACGCCCACGCUGAGUGGACUGCUGGAGGAGCGACCGGGCGUGACAAUACGUGGCGGACGCGGACUCGACGAUCUCGGUAUGCAGGUGUACACGCUGUCCGACGUCGAGGAGGACGUCAGCGAUGAUAUUGGCCUGGGCAAGCAGUUCGAGGCGCCCGGCUGCACGUACACCUACACGAACAGUAUGGUCAUGCAUCCGGAUGACGGUUUCGUCAACGAUUUGUCCUUCCUCUCCCAGUCACAAAUGUCGUCGCGCAUGGCCUCCACAUCCACAUCCAGACAGCCAAGUUGUCCGGCCACGCCUCGUGCCGGCAUGUCGCGCAAGAAUUCGUGCUCCACGUUCUCGGUUAAUCUGGGCUUGGCUGGCAUGUUGAACGAGCGCGGCAUCAAGGCGGUCACGCCCAGUGCCCUAAAUACGCCCGCCGGCCCCAAUUUCUCGCCCACUGUGACGCCCUGCAACAGUCCGGAGGGCUCGCCGCCGCGGGGCCAGUCGCCGGAGCCGCUCUUCGGGCUGCUCUCCUCGGGCGCUGAUCUGAUCAAGCGCAAGCUGGUGGGCCCCAGCGAGAGCCAGCUGCAGCGCAGCCUGAGCAAGCAGCAGCACCAGCAGAAGGUGAUGCUGUCGCAUCUGGAGCGUCGGGCGCUGCGCUCGCUCAAUCUGAUCGAGAAGGUGGAGAGCAUCGGGCUGGAGAACAUAAUCAGCGGACAGCGCGGCCGCAGCGCCGGCAUCGCAAAUCGCAGCAGCUCGCCGCUCUCCCAGCUGAGCAGCUGUGGCAGCAUCAGCGGCGAGAGUCUUCAGAGCUUGCACACGAACAGCAACCAGAUCGUGGAUGACAUCCACUUUGAUCGCGCACAAAUCAAGGGUGUGCUACAUCGCGGCCUCAAGUCACCAACGCCGCAGCAGCCCGCAACGACAAUGGGCGUGGCCAGCGGCGGCAGCGCCACAACGAGCGCCUACAGCAGCGAGGACAGCGAUGACCAAGGCAUAGUGCUGCAGCUGAAGGCUAGGCCACAGCCGGCCGCAGCAGUAGGAUCAGUCGGAGCAGCAGCUGCAAAAGCAGGAGUAGCCCCAACAGCAGCUGCAGCACCAGUUGAUGCUUCCGCCACAGCCAGCGAAACGCGCCUCAAGCAGAUGCAGCGACAAAAGUCGCGACGGAACCUGAAGAACGGCAUGGCUGCCCAGCGACCCGAUCUGGGCACCAUAGCAGGCGCAGGCAGCGGCCGGCGAGUGCGGCCCGAUCUGGGCAAGGUGGCGGACAGCAGUGCAUCAGUUGCGGGGGAUGCCAAGGGCAGCGACAGUGAGUCGAGGGCGGCGCCACAGAGCAUUACGCAGGCCUUUGUGGGAUCGGUUAGUUCCUUGUUGUUUGGCCGCAAAGGAGGCUGGCUGUAAAGAGAAGAAAAACAGAGAGAGAGAGAGAGAGAGAGAAGAAACACACACAUACACAAACAUAGAAAUACAGAUGUGUCUGCUAGGGAGAGACUCGUUGAGGGAGCUAAGCGCGCCGGACUAUGAUUUAAUUAGACUUCGUUCCAUGUGAAAAUUCGAAUGAGAUCAGUGAAGCCAAGCAAAUGAGGGUGUACCGUUAGUUGUCGCCGUUGCAGCCGCCAUUUUGUUAACGACUGUUGAAGUGGAUGUCGCUGUCGAUGUUAUGCAACACUGGCAACACACGCCUGCUGUCUUAGUGUUUGUAGCUGUGAUUUGUAAAUACUUGUAGUAAAAUGUUUAAAUUUAGUAGUUAUUAUUAAUUAAAGAAUCACUUGUUUUGCUUGUGCAACGGCGGCCAACUA
This is a messenger RNA of Drosophila navojoa, 4500 nucleotides long. RefSeq names its product trafficking kinesin-binding protein milt (gene milt). NCBI's taxonomy places the organism in Eukaryota, Metazoa, Arthropoda, Insecta, Diptera, Drosophilidae. Gene Ontology annotation, biological process: vesicle transport along microtubule; mitochondrion distribution; protein targeting. The record is from RefSeq and is a predicted model, not a curated record. Gene Ontology annotation, molecular function: myosin binding. Gene Ontology annotation, cellular component: mitochondrion; cytoplasmic vesicle.